AUGGCGGUGGAACCACUGGAACCUACAGACCAGUUGUCUGACAGGAACGGUGCGAAAAUAUUGUGUCUGAUUACGCUUUCCAACGUGCGACACUUGCGAACCAUCGAGGAAGGAGUUUUCGAAGGUCUUCUAAAUCUGCGAACAAUAUAUAUCUACCAAGCACCAGCGCUUUUGACCAUCCCAGCGACCGUCUUUCGAGUGGAACUGCCGAAUCUUAAAAUUCUGCGGAUCGUCCACACCGGGCUGCAAGCUGCUCCUCUGCUGGACGAUCUCCAGACGUCCGACAUCAUGCACAUGGUGGAUCUGGACAACAACAAAAUUGAAAGGAUUGGCAGACGGUGGAUCAAGCUGAAAGCCGAACAGAUGUUGCUCAAUUACAACGCCCUGGAGGCGGUGGAAGCUGAGGCUUUCUGGGGAUCGCACAUCGCCACUCUGAGUCUCAAAGGUAACAGGGCCCUUUCCCAUCUGGACAUGGAUGCAUUCGUCGGUCUCAAUCACCUCCGUCGCAUCGACCUGUCGGAGACGGCGGUGACGCAGCUGCCGACACGGGGACUCGAGGGCAUCGACGAGCUGCGCCUGCAGGACACCAGCAGCCUCAAGGUGUUCCCCUCCGUCUACAACUUCGAGAACAUCCGCGUAGCGCUGCUGACAUACCCUUACCAUUGCUGUGCAUUCCAGUUCCCUGGGACUCAUGACCCUGCUGCUCAUCACAGACAUGAGAUAUUCAUGCAAGAGAUGAAGCAGAGGUGUUCGGACGAGGGACUGGAAGCGGUGUCUGUGCCAGCGACGCCAUCAGACAGAGAGCGGCGCUGGGCCGGCAACUGGUCCAGCAGCGCGGGGACGGACGACUCGCUGGGAGGCGGCGGGGGCGGCGGCGGCGUCGCCACGACCGUCACCGGCUCACUAGGUCGUCCUAGUCACUUGGCUGCCUUCCCAAGGACAACAACAAACGAUGCGGACGGGUCUGCUAUGGACUCGGUUACACGAGAAGUCCGUGGGGCCUGUCGCAUGAGGAUGCGCUCGGUUCCUGCUGCCAGCGACGAGAACGACGCUGAAAGGACAGCUGCGGUGACGGUGUCACCGGUGCGCGCCGAGUGCGGCCGGCUGUCGCAGAACUACCGGCAGGUGGAGUGCCGGCCGCGGCCGGACGCGUUCAGCCCGUGCGAGGACCUGAUGGGCGGCUGGGCGCUGCGCGGCGCCGUCUGGCUGGUGGCGCUGGCGGCGCUCGCCGGCAACCUGGCCGUGCUGCUGGUGCUGGGCUGCGCGCGCCGCUCCGUGCCCGGCUUCCUCAUGGCGCAGCUGGCCGCCGCCGACCUCUGCAUGGGCCUCUACCUGCUGCUGCUCGCCGCGCAGGACGCGCGCUCCGUCGGCCGCUACUUCACCACCGCCGUCGCCUGGCAGACAGGUGCGGGCUGCCAGGCGGCUGGGGUGCUGACGGUGUUCGCGUCGGAGCUGUCCGUGUUCACGCUGACGGUGAUCACGUGCGAGCGCUGGUACACCAUCACGUACGCCAUCCACCUGAACCGCCGGCUCAAGCUGCGGACCGCCGCCAAGAUCAUGGCCGCCGGCUGGUGCUACGCCGUCUGCAUGGCCGUGCUGCCACUGCUCGGCGUCAGCAGCUACUCCAAGACCAGCCUGUGCCUGCCGCUGGAGUCUCGGACGGCGGUGGACAGCGCCUACCUGCUGUCGCUGCUGACGUUCAGCGUGCUGGCGUUCUGCGCGGUGAGCGCGUGCUACGCGCGCAUGUACUGCGUGGUGCGCGGCGACGGCCAGGGCGCCGUGGCGCGCUCCGACGCCACCGUCGCCAAGCGCAUGGCGCUGCUCGUCUUCACCGACUUCGCCUGCUGGGCGCCCAUCGCCUUCUUCGGCCUCACCGCGCUCGCCGGCCAGCCGCUCAUCGACGUCCCGCGCACCAAGGUGCUGCUGGUGUGCUUCUACCCGCUGAACGCGUGCGCCAACCCCGUGCUGUACGCCCUGUUGUCACGGCAGUACCGGCGCGACCUGCUGCUGCUGCUCAGCCGGCACGGCCUCUGCGCGCAGCGGGCCGCCCGCUACAAGGGCGCCGCCGCUCCCACGCUCACCUCGGACGGUCCGGGCAAGGGCCUGUACGUCCAGCACCACCGCCACAACCAGCACUACCCCAACCACCUGCGGCUCGAGCUGCGAUCGCCGCCAAACAGGCGCUCCGCCAGCGUCGACCAGCAGGCUGGAGAAAGCGCCAGCUCUUAUCUGUAG
Schistocerca cancellata (South American locust) is the source of this 2235-nucleotide messenger RNA. RefSeq names its product lutropin-choriogonadotropic hormone receptor-like. NCBI's taxonomy places the organism in Eukaryota, Metazoa, Arthropoda, Insecta, Orthoptera, Acrididae. Gene Ontology annotation, molecular function: protein binding; G protein-coupled receptor activity; protein-hormone receptor activity. Gene Ontology annotation, biological process: G protein-coupled receptor signaling pathway. The coding region runs from base 1 to 2235 and encodes 744 amino acids. The transcript has 15 exons. Gene Ontology annotation, cellular component: membrane. The record is from RefSeq and is a predicted model, not a curated record.